Molecule: messenger RNA, 3661 nt
Organism: Ornithodoros turicata
Lineage: Eukaryota; Metazoa; Arthropoda; Arachnida; Ixodida; Argasidae
Product: neprilysin-like
Exons: 1
Coding region: 129-3203 (1024 amino acids)
Biological process (GO): protein processing
Cellular component (GO): plasma membrane
Molecular function (GO): metalloendopeptidase activity
Source: RefSeq, a predicted model, not a curated record
CGAGGAGAAAGAAGAUGACGCGCGGAUUGUUUCCACCUCCAGUGGGCGCAGUCCUCCGUUUUUAGAAGCAAACAGGUCAACAACGACUUCCAAGAAGAGAAACCGUACUCUGGGUAGGUUUCUGCUUGAUGAACGGAUCUUCUCGCUAUGGCCAACGUAGGGGAGUCGCCGUCCCCUACAGAACGCUUGGCUACGGCUGCGGCUCGGAAGAGAGCGAGAUAGACGGGAGGACAUGGUCCAGCUGGAGAAGCGGUCCUGCCGGCUACGGCUACCCAGUGUCAACUGCGUACACCCGGAGUUCGGAGCAACAGACUCGGGCACCCUCGGCUCGGCUACCCGAGGAACACCUCGAGUACUACAGUACUAUCGACGGCAUCGAGCUUCCGACGCAGCCAACAGUUACGCAGAUGUGGGCCCAACAACAGUACGAUGCACCAAUGAGCCCACACGCGGAUGAAUACUAUAAGAGCGUCGCGACGAGCGAGUUCUCGGCCAAUUCCAGCUUUACGUACCCACACAAGGAGGAAGUGGACAACACAGCCGGAGGGAACACUGGUGAAUCGCAGGCUACGGAGACGACUGAAGCCGAAAAAUCAGGCAGUGCGUCGAACAACUGUCUGGGAAGUCCGGGUGGAUCAUCGAUGUCGUUAGGGUCAGUGGACGAGACUCGAAGAAAAUCGUCGUUGACGUGGGUUUUAGGACUGCUUGCUCUUGCGGCACUGCUUGCAGGUUGUGGUUAUCUUUUAUACGCCAAUGGCUACAUCCCCAGUGACUUCUAUAAGCUUGUAUCAGUACCGUCAGGAGUGCGCAGCAGCACGCACGCUCAGGUGGGUACCAAAAGCGUGACCCGCAAACUGGUGCCCCCAGUUACAGGAGGAUAUUUCAACGAUGCUCCCGAUCGCGGAAAUUUUGUUGAUGACACCACCGACACGACGUCAUCGUACAUCGCAGUGUCACUAUCGAGCGCGGGACAGGGGCGACCAGUGACGCCGUUGAACAAACGUAAGAAAGUAGCGGUUUGGGAGGGAAAGAGAAUCUACGCGAAGAGUGUCAGUGUUACAAAAGCCAGAAGAAGCGUGCCUCCGAGUGUUUCGAGCACAGCAAGUGCAGCAAAGAUGACAAAGUACAGCUUGACGACAGUGGUGCAACAGCCAACCAAACAAGUGAAAAACGAUUCCACGAAAGUUACACGAAGUGGAACAAGGAAGGAUUCCGGUUACAACGAAGGAAAGCAGUGUGAAACGCGCGCCUGCGAGAAGGAAUCAAUUUAUUUGACAAAUUACCUCGAUUGGAAUAUAAAACCGUGCAUGGAUUUUUACGGCUUUGUGUGCAACAAUUGGAGGAAACUGCAUCCCGAAGUGGGAGAAUCCAUCGACUCACUGUUGGUACGGAGGGUAGAAGAGGAAAUUUAUCACAUGUUUACUGCACAAAGAAAGACGCCUUCGCGGUUGCUCAAAACGGAAGCGCUCAUUAGCACGUGCGUCCAGAAACCCUUUUCGAAUGAUCAUCGAUCGACCCUGCUAGACUUCAUGAGGGACCUGGGUCUUCGAGGGUGGCCCUUUCUGGACGACACAAAGACGCUCAUCGACGUGUGGAAGUCCGUGAGCCUCCUCUUGAGGAACCUCGACCUCGCAACGUUGGUCUCUGUGAGCGUCGAGAUGGAUCCCGAGAACGACGACAAGCACAUAAUUGCGCUAGGAGAGCCUAGUUUAUUGAUCGGAACGUACAGGACGAAAACGGUUCCAUUACCAGAAUGGUACAACAUGGUCAUCACAACCUGUUUCAAAAUUUUUACCAGUGGCAAAUACGUCGAGAUUGCGAAAAAGGUGCGCGAUAUCGCUGUCAGGUUGGCAGAAAUUUCGGUCGAUCGGGGACUUGAGCCGUUCAGCGCGAAACGAUACAAGUUAGCGCAGCUGAAGAGAUACGGCAAUCUCUUGCAACUUCUGACGUUUGUGUUCAACAACAUAACAGUAGUGCACAGCCGGAUGAAAGUCCUCAUCAAGUCUCCAGACUACUUGGGGAGCCUCAAGGACGUCAUGCACGUUACCAAAAGCGCCGACAUGCUCAACUAUUUGGGAUUUCGAGCUUUGGUAUGCAUUUCACCUCUCCUACCAGACCAAGCAUUGGACAUGGCUUCUUUGCAAAUGAAGGAACUCACGGGGAUUGACCAGAAGAACUGGCCGCGUUGGAGGAGAUGCAUUAGGAUGUUUGAGCGAGUCGUACCCGUCGUGUUUCUACACGCAUACGCACAGACCAGAGAGGGAGUGAGCAACAAGGAUAAGGUGUGGGCUUUGAUGCACGAGAUUCAGGCCAGCUUCAUGCUGAGCAUGAAUAGCGCUCCAUGGAUGAGUAUCGAAGACAAAGUGAUGCUUAAGGACAAGCUAACGAAGAUACGAUUGGAAAUGUUCUACAAAUUCUGGGGAAAGCUGGUACACAAGCACUCGGCGGCUGAGUUUCUCCCCGACGUUGAGCCUGGGAGCAUUAUCGUAAUGUACAAGUCACUGGCGAAGCAGUUCGUGGAAACGAAGCUGUCCGCCAUUAAGUACCCGCGGAACGCGCACGUGAGAGAGUGGAAGGGGUCCGUUUUCGACACGGAACCCUAUUUUGACAGGCAGACAGAAACUAUCUUCAUUCCCAUGACGAUGUUCGAUCCUUCGUACACAAUCGACGGCGAAUCGAUGUUGUUACAACUGCCACGCAUCGUGAGGAAGGUGUUUCAGUCACUCAUGCAAGGCAUCCACGAAAGCAGCUACGCGCUGAACAAACUCAGGUGGUCCGUGGACACCCAGAUGGGAUACCGCGAUAUGCAGCGGUGCAUUGAGAACAACGACGACAACAGCACUGACGACAAGGUUCUAAACAAGGUCACCGCUGAAUUCGACACGCUCGAUAGCUUGGUGUUGCUGCCGACGUUCAAGCUGUUCCUGAAGAAGGUGAACCAUAUAAACAUCGAAGAUUCCGGAGUCCUUACGGGGAGUAACCUUACGGUGAAGCAGCUGUUUUUUGUGCUGUAUGCAAAAGGUUUCUGUGAAACUUCGAGCGAGGCUCGUAUCAAGGAAGUGUCGGAAGAAUUUGCACGCAGUCCUGGUCGUUUGCGUGUCAACGUGCCUCUUCGUCAUUCCUUCCGUUUCCCAACGUUUUGGGAGUGUGCCACGGACUCGCCUAUGAAUCCUAAUCAAAAAUGUACCAUAUGGACCUCGUGAAUGAAUGAUCAGCGAAAGAAAUGUUCUAACCUGGUGUACAUAGCUAUAAAAGCUUCAGUUGUUUGUUCUGCAUAAGUAGUCGAAGUUUAAAACACGCACGUAUAAGUCGAGUGCAGUAAUUCAGUCAAAUCGAUUCAAUACUUUUAUUUGUCGUAUUUCUUCCGCUUCUGCCCAGGCCUUGCGAAACUGUUUAUCACAUGUAAAAAGAUAACAUGCCCCACAGGUUGAUUGUCAUGCUUAUUCAAAACAAAACAAACAUGUAUAGAUUUUGUGUAUGCUACGGGUCCUACAACACUCACAUAACAGGCAAGGUUUCAGGCAUAUUGCACGUUAAUAGGGAAGCGAGGUAUUCUUAUCAAACUUUUUUUUCUCUCGGCAGUAUGAGCUCACAGCAGAAUGUUUGAAAUGGAGUCUUACGCAACAUCGUUCUGCUAUACAAUAAACGCUUUUAAAUCCCA